GGUACUCGAAAUAAUUGUGAAAUUUGAAUUUGAAAAAUAAUUCUUACAUAAUAAGUGCGACAGAUUAUCUCAUUGCUUUAUCUACAACUACAUAUAAAGACACUCUACAUUUCUUUCUUUCUCUACAGCAACUAAUUACAUAAAAACUCACUCUCCAUUUUUUUCUUGCAAAACCACCAAAAGUGACUGCUCAUCCACACCUCAAAAACUAACCAACCCACUUUGAUUCUUUUUUGGGAUGCCUUUUUCUUCUUCCUUUUAUAUACCUUUCUAGCCCUCUUCACUUCUUCUGUGUUUGUUGAUUCUCCAAAUUUUACCUCAAGAACUGUUAAUUUCUAGCAACAUAAAUUAAAGUUUAUCAUAGUUCCUCAAGGCGGCUAUGGAUGAAUCAGGAGGUGGCGCAACGUCCGGCGAUGAGGCUAGAACUUGCCCUAGAGGACAUUGGAGGCCUGCAGAGGAUGAGAGAUUAAGGCAGCUUGUUGAACAAUAUGGUCCUCAGAAUUGGAAUUCCAUUGCUGAAAAACUUCAAGGAAGAUCAGGGAAGAGUUGCAGGUUGAGAUGGUUUAAUCAACUUGAUCCAAGAAUUAAUAGAAGACCUUUUACUGAAGAAGAAGAAGAAAGACUACUUAGGGCUCAUGAAAUUCAUGGAAAUAAAUGGGCACUUAUAUCUAGGUUAUUCCCAGGUAGAACUGAUAAUGCUGUGAAGAAUCAUUGGCAUGUUAUAAUGGCUAGGAAGCAAAGGGAACAAUCCAAGGUUUGUGGCAAAAGAGGUUAUAAUAACCAUGAUCAACAACAUCAUGGUCACGAAAUUCGACGAAAAAUCGCUAAGAACAUCAACAAUGAAGAUUAUGGUACUAAAUUAAGCUUUGAGGAUCCCAUGAUCAAUAGGAUUUUUUCAGUCUCCACAAGUACUAGUUCAUCAUCUCCAACCUGGGGUUUUAUGAGACCGGGUUUUUCGGACAAAAGCAACUCAGUUUCAGUUGAUUUAUGGGGGAGAAAAUGCAUGACGGCUGACCAGUUUCGCCAUUCUUACAUAAAUCCACCAUUAAUGUUUGGUGGAAAUGGAAAUUUAGGGUUGGCAUUGGAUUUUCGGGGCUGCAAAAGGGCAGGUUUAAGCCCUAAUUUUCGAUUCGCCGGACAUAGUAUCCAUGAAAACGAAGUCAAGGAGAAGUUUAAGGCCACCAUUGUUGUUGAUCAGCAACAACAUCAAGUAGAUGAAUCCAUGGACAAGAAAGAUAUUCCACUCAUUGAUUUUCUUGGUGUGGGAAUCUCUUGAUCAAUUAAUUAGCCAGUAUCAAUUUUGGUUAGUGUUUUUUUCUCCCUCCUUAGAUUUUUGGUUUUGCAAAAUUGGUGGUUCACAUAUUGCAUUUUCUAAGGAAAAUGUAGAUUUAGAUGUUUAAGUUAAAAUUUAUUAUAUUUAGGUUAGUUAGUAACUAUACAUAUCUUUUUUUCUUCUUAGAAAAAAGAAAAAAAAGGCUUGUUGAACCAUGAAUUGGUGGUGGUAUAUUAUUCUCGUGGAUUGAUUUUAGUGACAAGAAAGUUUAGAGUAGUUUGGUUAAGGUUUUGUGUUGUUAUUAAGCAAUGUAAUAUUCUUGCAAAUGCUUGUUUUCAAGUUAGAGAUAUGUAAGAAGUUUUAAGUUACGUGAUUGGGAGAUUUUUUAAUUUGAAGUUGAUUA
Oldenlandia corymbosa var. corymbosa is the source of this 1676-nucleotide messenger RNA. Lineage: Eukaryota; Viridiplantae; Streptophyta; Magnoliopsida; Gentianales; Rubiaceae. The record is from the annotation of a GenBank genome assembly.